Molecule: messenger RNA, 1173 nt
Organism: Melampsora larici-populina 98AG31
Lineage: Eukaryota; Fungi; Basidiomycota; Pucciniomycetes; Pucciniales; Melampsoraceae
Exons: 5
Coding region: 1-1173 (390 amino acids)
Source: RefSeq, a predicted model, not a curated record
AUGUGCGAACCAUCGGCGCUUUUGGAUCCCUACUGGGCUUCUAUGGUUUACUCGAUGCUUUUUGAAAAGCUCCAUGAAAAGCGACUUUCUCACUCUGUAAUCGAAAAUAUUCUACUCGCAAAUUCAACCUUCAACAUAAACUUGACCAUUGCAUCUCAACUUAAAAUCACUUUCACCAACCACCAACCUAAUCGCUCCUCCAUCGUUGCCAUGUUGAAAUCCUCUUUACCAAAGACCCCGCGGUCUGAAACGGUUAAAGGAUUGACUAACAGCAAGAAAAAGAAUCAUCCCUUUUACAUCUCUUCUUUGUUUGACAUGUUUGCGCAACUUGAAUCAGAUGUCCAAGGCACUUGGGGGUUCCGACACUCCCAUAUGACGAUUGUUACCUGGGAACCGGAUGCCGAGGACUCCAUGGGAUGGGUAAUCAGAGGUUCCGCAUAUGGUGGAGUCAAGACUAUUCUUGAAGUAGACGGUGUUUAUUUCUUCAAGGGCCGUUUGAUUGCAUUAAAUCAACCCGGCAAACAGAAAUUUUACUACGAACCCAAAAACCAAAUCUUUGCAACUACUUCCCGAGACCUUAAAGGUGACAUAUCAAACUCAGUCAGCGUAUUUGGACUCGGCGUCAUCAUUUCACGCAAAAUCAAACCUGUAUCUGCAGGAAAGGACACCAUCGUUGUUGUCGUUCGGCAUACGGAUUACAAUCCUGAGGUGAUUGAAUCCUUGCACAUUCGUGCUUUGAGCUCUUUCGACGUCCAAUACAGAUGCCCUUGGUCUCCCUUAAUGGAGAAAUUGCAGCCCUUACUUAUCCCUAACCGUGAGGUUCAAUUAAUCGGCCACAUCGUAGGUAAAGACAUGUCCAAGCACAUGUGGGUUGUCGAGGGGUCUUCAAAGGACUUAGACGUAAAGUCAUGCGUCGAACAAGAACAACCGCAACCUCCAAAGAAAAGAGCAAGAGCCCCUCCAGUUCGAAACGCGGUAAAAACACCUAAUAAGAAAGGUAAGAAGACCGCCUCACCCGGAGUUCAAAAUCCCGUCACCAAGCCCAAACCGUUGAACUACAAGGGAGACGCAGGUGGUGUCCCUCCGAACACAGCCAAGGGAAAAGGGAAAGCUCUGCUUCAGUCCGUGGAAGAAGAAAAGUCUGUAGCAGAAGAUGAAAGUGACGAGGACUAG